GGGGCUGUGAGGGGAAUGGAGGGAACAGGGCUGUGAGAAGAACAGGGUGGAUCAGGACUGUGAGGGUGGCACCGAGGGAAGAGGGACUGAAGGGAAUGCUGCGAGGACCCAGCCAGCUGCGGGGAGCACGGAGGGAGCAGGUGGCCGGCCUGGGUAACUAUGGGCUGCGAGGCACACGGCACAGCGUGGGCAUGGAGGUGCUGGACCAGCUGGCCCGGCAGCUGGCGGUGGCCGAGGGCUGGCGAGUGGACAAGCGGUGCUGUGCUGAUGUAGCCCUGGCCACAGCCCACGGCCUGGAGCUGGUGCUGCUCAAGCCACGGAGGUUCAUGAACCUCAAUGGGCUCAGCGUUGCCAGUGCUGCUGAGCUCUACAGCCUUGGCCCUGGAGACAUUUACCUGGUUCACGACGACCUGGACAAGGCCCUGGGCAAGGUGGCAAUCAAGCUGGGAGGCAGUGCAAGGGGACACAACGGGGUCCAAUCCUGCAUCAGUGCUCUGCAGUCCAACGAGAUGACCCGGCUCAGGAUCGGCAUCGGGCGGCCAGAGGGUGAUGUGACAGUGCCCACCUAUGUCCUGUCUCCGUUCAGUGCUGGGGAGCGAGAGAAGCUGGAGCAGAUCCUGGCCCAGGCAGUGACCUGUCUGCUGGAGCACAUCCAGAGCCGAGUGCCUGCAGAGCCAGGGGACAGGGGCUGACACAAACCCCCAGGGACCCUUGUGGCUGAUGGACAGGGUGCUGCAGGCACUCUGGAGCGACUGUGGUGCGGAGCAGAGCUGGCCCAGCUGGGCAGCCUGGCUGGGAGCUGGGGCAGCCUCCUUCCAUCCCCACACCAAUCCAGGCAGCUUGUGUCCCGCUGGAAUCCCUGCAGAGGCUCCAUGCCUCAGUUUGGCACAGAAAUUAAAUAAACCCUCACCCUGGCUCUGCCCUGCUCCCGCCUCUCUUCCAUGCGCCGCUUGCCAAGCUUGGGUUAUCCUUGGCACGGCAGCUCAAAUCCGUGUUCCCAUCCCUGUUCGACCAGCACAGUCUGGAGGGAGGCUUCUAGUGAGAAAUGGGGAGCAAUAG
Messenger RNA from Motacilla alba alba, 1059 nucleotides. RefSeq names its product peptidyl-tRNA hydrolase 1 homolog (gene PTRH1). The transcript has 5 exons. The record is from RefSeq and is a predicted model, not a curated record. NCBI's taxonomy places the organism in Eukaryota, Metazoa, Chordata, Aves, Passeriformes, Motacillidae. Bases 96 to 692 code for a protein of 198 amino acids. Gene Ontology annotation, molecular function: peptidyl-tRNA hydrolase activity.